Lottia gigantea (owl limpet) is the source of this 1354-nucleotide messenger RNA. RefSeq lists its product as hypothetical. The record is from RefSeq and is a predicted model, not a curated record. The transcript has a single exon. Gene Ontology annotation, biological process: regulation of DNA-templated transcription. NCBI's taxonomy places the organism in Eukaryota, Metazoa, Mollusca, Gastropoda, Lottiidae. The coding region runs from base 195 to 896 and encodes 233 amino acids.
ACCACCACAAAUUUUGACUAAAUGUGAUUUACUUUUGAAAAAUAAGACAAACAAAUAAAUUUUAUGAAAAUAUUGAUAUAUAUUUUAGUGGUUAUUCAUAAUUUGAAACUACCAGUGUGAAAUUCUUGUCAUUUCUUCCAUUGAGAGGUAAGAGACAGCAAAAGUCAAGUGUUCUUUGUGAAAUUGACUAAACAAUGGCGGAUGUUCGACAAGAAUCAACUGUCGGCGGUGGAAGAAUUAAAGGCUUGACUGUGGUUAAGCCAAUUGUGUACGGUAAUUUAGCCAGAUAUUUCGGAAAGAAAAGGGAAGAAGAUGGCCACACCCACCAAUGGACAGUGUAUGUCAAACCAUACAAAAAUGAGGAUAUGUCAAUUUAUGUGAAAAGAGUGAGCUUCAAACUUCAUGAGAGUUAUCCCAAUCCAAACAGAAUUGUUACCAAACCACCUUAUGAAGUGACAGAGACUGGUUGGGGAGAAUUUGAAAUAAUUGUCAAAAUAUUUUUUAAUGACCCAAAUGGAAAUGAGAGACCAGUUACAUUCUAUCAUUUAUUGAAGCUAUUUCAAAGUGAAACUGACAUUAUGUUAGGGAAAAAGUCAUUAGUAGCAGAAUUAUAUGACGAAUUAGUGUUUCAAGACCCAACGCCAGCCAUGCAACAGAUGUUAACCAGUGUUCGACCAAUUUCGAUAGGUGCUUACAAACAUGAGACAGACUUUGAAGACAAGAAAGAAAAAACAAAUAACAAUAUAAUUAAUGCUAAAAAGAAAAUCAGACAUGAGAUAGCAGAAUUAAACGACCGGUUAAAAAUGGCUAAACAGCAUAUAUCCAAGUUAAAGAAAGACAUUGCAUCAGUUGAAAAAGUGGAUGAUAAAUCGGCAAUUUCAUUGAUUCCAACUUAGGAGAUACUUACUUUCAUGGCUAAAGGUGACUUUCAUACGGAAUAUUUUUACUGCUCCUAUCAAAUCAUCAGGAAUUAAAGGUCAUUAAUGACAUUAGACUACUCUUACAUUGUUACAAUUUGUAUCACUGGUGCUCAUAGUGUAGAAUAUUUGUAUUUAUCUAAUGCUCUCAUUAAAGAUUACUGAUUCUAAUUAAGAUGUUUAUGUCACUUUAUGUGUUGAUUAUCCACCAUAUUUGGACUAGGUUCUGCUGGAGAAUUAUCUUACUUGGUUGUCAUUGUCUUGAUCGACUGUUGAAAAAUUAUUUCAAACACCCAAUAAGGUGAAAUGGAUUUAUUUCAUAGACAUAUUGUCCUGGACUCUCAAGCUAAUUAACAGAUAUGUAUGUGGAUGUUUAUUUCAUGUUUUUUCUUUAUGUGACUGACACAUGUCAUCCUUGAUCUGACAAGAUUCUUCUU